GAGUGCAGCAGCUGGAUGGGUACACUGCGCCGCCCAAGCCGAACAAUCAGCCCACCGAGCUCCCCUCUGAAGCGCAUGUUGUCGUCAGAGACACCUAUCGGUAGACUAGGAGCUAUAACUUUGCAUCCUCUUCGGCUGCGCCCUUACCGCUCUGCCGGGCCGGGUCCCACCGGACGGAAUCAUCAACGUUGCCUGUCCGAUGCCGCUUCAACUAUCUCCAGGGUCCUCGUACUUCCUCAUCAUCGUGCAGCAUGUGGUUUCGAAAUUGUCCUUCGGUAGUAUAGGGCAGUGUUCGAAUUUCCAACGCCAUCGGCAUUCCUUGGAUAUGGGAGCUUUCGUCAGGUCAAAACCUCGUCGGGGCCCAAACGGUGGAAGAAUAUCGUUCGGACACGGCGACGCUCAAAGCAAGACCCCCAUGCCGGCCAUAUAUCAGCACUCUAGUCGAACGACCCGGGAGGCACCUGGGUUGCACGAGUGGACAACCCACCGCUCCACAUGGGGGAUUGGGCCCGUCGGGUCGCUGUGCGGUGGGUCCUGCUCGUUGACGACGCUUCGCCUCCCCACAGAAAUGAAAUCACGACUCCUGCCUGUGGCACGCGGCAACGCUGGUACCCAGGUACCUCUCAUCUUGGUCGUGCACCAAUCAGCAUUCAGGCACCCCUUAGCGCCAAAGAGCUACCCGACGCCUCUUCCAUCACCUCUUCUUUUCGUUCUCAUUAGCCUUCACGUCAACCUCAUUUCAUCUUGCCCCGGGCCUACUUUCUCCCAAAUGUCGCAGCUCGUGUUCAAAGCCCUUGCUCCGCAUGUGACACGGUCUCCUGAACCUUCCUAAUUCGGGUCCAAUGCCGUUCGACUCCGCAUGCCAGUGGAAGCUGUCGAAGCUGCGCUUUACCGCAAGCCCGGUCACCAGACUACAAUGGACGGAUGUUUAAUUAAUUCCCGGGCGAUUGGAGUAGCGGCCUCGGUGCGCCGUCGCGCGAUG
Messenger RNA from Trematosphaeria pertusa, 982 nucleotides. RefSeq lists its product as uncharacterized. The coding region runs from base 200 to 832 and encodes 210 amino acids. The record is from RefSeq and is a predicted model, not a curated record. The transcript has 3 exons. NCBI's taxonomy places the organism in Eukaryota, Fungi, Ascomycota, Dothideomycetes, Pleosporales, Trematosphaeriaceae.